AUGGGAAAAUGGGAAUGGGAACAAAAUUUUUUUUUAGGGAAUGGGAAUCAGAAAAAGUUGUUCCCGCAGGACACUAGUUUAUAGUCACAAUCUACCUGGUCAUAAAUCCUUAUUUUUUAAAUCUUGGCAAGAUUUCCUAAACGUUGCAAAUGUAUACACUUUUGUUGGGUAUCUAUAUGGAAAAAAACCUUAGGUGAAGAAUUCUUAGCAUGUGACGGCAAGGCCUUAUCUAAGCGUUUAUUCUAUCCAAAUAUCCCAUAAGGAUUUCGGAACGUAGAUAAAACUUCAAGGGUAUAUAUAUAUAUAUAUAUAUCUGCACCGUAUAACAAACCCUUACCCAGGCUUGUGAAAAAACAAAUGAUUUAUGAAGAGACAGCUUAUGAUCAUAAACUUGAAAAAGCAUCUGUAAUAGUAGUAAACGAAGACAUAUUUUUUAUUACUCUCCACUCUAUUUUUUUAAAGUGCUAUAAGAGAAGGAGAGAAGCGUAUAAAUGUCGCAGACUUUUGCUCUUUGCACUCAUUUUGAAAACUAUUGUGUAGAAGAAAAAAGCUCUAACUAAAACUUUGAAACAAGAAAAACGAUGGCCGAGGAAAACGACAAUUAAAUGUCGACAAUGUCAAUCAGAAACAUUACGAAGCGAUAUACAGCUCGAUCGAGGCUUCAAAAAUGAUAUGAAAUCUCUAGUCAUUGAUUGUUCUUUUUGCCAAUGGACUGGUAUCUUAAAUAACUAUGAAGAACAUUUCGAUCAGUCUCAUUCAAAUGUCAAAUGUGAAUAUUGUAGCGAACAGUUCAAUUCAGUUAACAAAUUCAAUGAACAUAAAGUCUUCGAAUGUCAACAACUUAGUGUUGACUGUAUAUUGAAAGAUUUUGGUUGUAAUGAACGAAUUAUUCGUGUUAAAAUGAAAGAUCAUUAUUUAACUGAACAACAUCAACAUGCUCUACUCAAAGUUGUUCGUCACAUGUUACCGCAAUUGAACGACAGACAAACGGAUAUUGACCUUCCUCGAAUAACAACAGCAGGAGCUUUUGAUCCUGCUACAGCUCAAUUAGAAGAACUUUAUGAAAUGCUCAAUAUCUUGGUAAGUGGUAUCGAGACAUUGAACAAAGAUGAACAACGUCUAGCCAAUGAGUCACUUCAAAUGCAAAUGAUACUUCCAACAUUGACAGAAGAAUUAUCGAAAGUUAAAUUAUCUAUUGAAGAGUCAAACGCUUUUUUCGAGGGAGUCAAAUGUAAUCAAGACAUUCUCAAUCAAGAUUUAGUAUCAUUACAAGAAAAAAUUAAUGAUUUGCAGUAUGUUUCAUAUGAUGGAUCAUUAGUUUGGAAAAUAACAAACUUUCGAGAGAAAAUGAUUGAUGCACAGUCUGAAAGACAAACAUCAAUUUAUUCACCUCCAUUUUAUUCAUCUCCAAAUGGUUAUAAAAUGAGAGCUCGUCUUUAUUUAAAUGGUGAUGGAAAUGCUCGUCGAACACAUAUUUCACUCUUUUUUGUGCUUAUGCGAAGUUUAAAUGAUCCAAUUCUCAAAUUUCCAUUCAAAUAUAAAGUCACAUUUUGUUUGUACGAUCAAACGUCUGCACAACGACAUAUUAUUGAUUCAUUUCGACCAGACAUUAAAUCAAGUAGUUUUCAGCGACCUCGUUUGGAAAUGAAUAUAGCUAGUGGUAUACCGAAAUUUUUUCCAUUGGAAGCGAUUCAACAGGAGGGGAAUCCAUAUGUACGAGAUGACACAAUGUUUAUCAAAACUAUGGUUGAUUUUGGAGACAUACCCAAAACAUUAUUACCCUAUGCUUUGAGUCUGAAUCCGGGUCUACCAACGCAUAUUCAACAAGCAAUGAUCAAGCAAGAAACUGAACGAAGAGCAUAA
Messenger RNA from Rotaria sordida, 1863 nucleotides. NCBI's taxonomy places the organism in Eukaryota, Metazoa, Rotifera, Eurotatoria, Philodinida, Philodinidae. The record is from the annotation of a GenBank genome assembly.